Molecule: messenger RNA, 2148 nt
Organism: Eleginops maclovinus (Patagonian blennie)
Lineage: Eukaryota; Metazoa; Chordata; Actinopteri; Perciformes; Eleginopidae
Gene: calhm1b
Product: calcium homeostasis modulator protein 1
Exons: 5
Coding region: 493-1548 (351 amino acids)
Cellular component (GO): plasma membrane
Molecular function (GO): monoatomic cation channel activity
Source: RefSeq, a predicted model, not a curated record
CAGACUUCCUGUAAGUUUAACCGAAUAGUCAUAAAAGCCUGAGUCAUUAAAGAAUCAUAAACUUUCACAAUAAAUUUAAUCAGGUUUUAAAGGACCAAGCAUUAGGCCAUGCACUAUUGAUGAAAUUGUGUACAAGCUAUGAAUAGGAGACAAAGCCUCGGGUAUUUGAAUGUUUGGAGAUGGAUUUUGCAUGUCUGGAUUGUUCUGGCUGCACACUGCAUCCCCAAGAAACUGUGCAGUUGAAGGACAAUCUUUUGUUACAUCGACUUCAACACCUGUGCGGGGAGGAGCAUGAUGACAGGUGAUGUGGUCGGCUUUGAACAUCACCACAGAGAGUUCCAGGAGAACAUUUCAGUCGGUCCCGAGCUACUGUGUCGAAGUAAAACUGCAGUUUAUCUACCAUGGACUAUUUCAGUGUAUGAUUUAUUUUAUCGACUCUAAAUAAAAAGGAUUCAGUUCCAUCUGAACUAAAGAUCAACCACAUCUCCGAAAAUGGAUAAGUUUCGUAUGAUGUUCCAGUUCCUCCAAUCCAACCAGGAAUCUUUUAUGAAUGGGAUCUGCGGUAUCAUGGCACUUGCCAGUGCCCAGAUGUACUCGGCCUUCGAGUUCAGCUGCCCCUGUAUGCCAGAAUACAACUACAACUAUGGGAUCGGACUGCUCAUUAUCCCAUCCAUAUGGUUCUUUCUGUUAGGCUUUGUGUUGAACAAUAACGUGUCAGUGCUUGCGGAGGAAUGGAAAAGACCGACUGGGAAACGGCACAAGGAUCCAACGAUCCUUCGCUACAUGUUUUGCUCCAUCACACAGAGGUCCUUGAUAGCACCUGCAGUGUGGGUCUCCGUCACCCUCAUGGAUGGGAAAAGCUUCCUCUGUGCUUUCAGCAUCAACUUGGACAUUGAAAAGUUUGGGAAUUACAGCAUCAUGAGGGGGUUAACAGAAACAGAGAAGCUCAAACUCCUGGCCAGGAUUCCGUGUAAAGACCUAUUUGAGCACCAGGAAAUACGGGUGGCGGCCUCGCGAUACAUCAAGUGUAUAUCACAGGCAUGUGGAUGGAUGUUUCUGCUUAUGAUGACCUUAUCGGCCUUCCUGAUCCGAGCUAUUCGUCCAUGCUUUACUCAAGCCGCCUUCCUCAAGACCAAGUACUGGUCCCAUUACAUUGACAUUGAGCGCAAGAUGUUCGAUGACACCUGCAAGGAGCACGCAAAGAGUUUCGCCAAGGUUUGCAUUCACCAGUACUUUGAGAACAUCAGCGGGGAGAUGCAAAGCCUCCACCACCAUCGCUCCGGCAAGGAUGACAGUGACAACGAAGAGGAGGAUAAGAGGAGUGACGAAGAUAAGCUUCUGGGUAUCAGGGCGCAGGAUGACAUGAAUAAGGUUUUAUGGAACUGGCACACCUGUAAGCCACCUCUGGCUCUGAGAAAGGAGCAAAUGGGGGGUGAAAGCAAUGGCAAUCAGAAUGGGAACGCCAAGGGAGCUGCCAAUGGACUUGUAAAUGGACACACCCAUGAAGUGGAAAAAAAGGAAUGGGCAGUGUACUACAGUAAGGUCUGAAACACAAGCUUGCAUUGGCUCCUAUAUGACUUUCAAAGCUGUCAGACUUUCAGAAUUAUUUUUGUUUCUAUUAGCUAGUUUUAGUAAUUUGUCAAAGUGCUUUAGAAUGUACAAAUGCAUUGCAAGAUAUAUUGUGACUGAUGGCACUCAUUUAAUGCAAAUGUCAACAUAUUUCUUGUUCACAUACAUUUCAUUUAACUUAAAAUAUGUCUAGUUCUUGGUGUAAAACCGCCCACCUGUUUUUUGAGUUUUUUCCCCUUUUAUCAAAUAUCUUUUAGCUACAAGUGAUGAAUUACUGUAAAACAAUGUGGUCUUGCUCUCUGUGGGACAGGGCUUGGCAAAAAGCUGAAUUCUGUCAAGUGUAAGCUGCAGAACUGCUGUGUCAGGCUGGUAGCAAAACAUUAUAACAGCACCCUGGAGAGUUUUGUUGAUUGACAACACUGGUUAAUGUUUGUGUUGCUCUCAAGUGCAAGCCACCAUAAAUAUCUCCAGGGAAAAGAAAAAUGUUGUGUGGACGUCAAGUCCCUGCUGCUCCUUGUGAAGGAGUAAUAACACAAUUUGUCUCCUAUAAAUAAAAAGUUGAAUUCAUUACCAAUAAAA